AUGGAAAAUCCAGACAUCCCUGCAGAACAAGGGGAAGCGGAAGUACAUCCAUUGGGGUUAUACGAAGGAAAGAGGAACGAGAAAGGUGAUAGACAUGGUCACGGGAAAGCAUUUCUUCCAAAUGGCGAUAUGUACGUUGGAUUAUACUGCAAAGGAUUGAGACAUGGUCGCGGACUAUACGUGUUCAAAAUCGGUGCCCGAUAUGCCGGCGAAUGGAGACAUGGCGUUAAGUAUGGUCAAGAGACUUUCUGGUACCCUGACGGGACGCGUUAUGAGGGUAAGUAUUCCGCAGGCGAGUGGAAACGAGAUACUAGGUACGGGUUUGGUGUGUAUUAUUAUAUGAAUGGAGACGUCUACGAAGGCUCCUGGAAGAAGAAUCUUCGACACGGCAUGGGGUUUUAUCUUUACGCAGAUGCGAACUCGAAAUUCAUGGGCACGUGGAUCAAGGAUCGUAUGCAAGGGCCUGGACAACUAAUCCAUCCCCGACAUCGGUUCCAUGGAUCUUGGGAACUCAAUUUGGUAAAAUAA
This is a messenger RNA of Eufriesea mexicana, 528 nucleotides long. Its product is annotated as radial spoke head 1 homolog. Gene Ontology annotation, biological process: axoneme assembly; spermatid development. Gene Ontology annotation, cellular component: motile cilium; nucleus. The coding region runs from base 1 to 528 and encodes 175 amino acids. The record is from RefSeq and is a predicted model, not a curated record. The transcript has 3 exons. NCBI's taxonomy places the organism in Eukaryota, Metazoa, Arthropoda, Insecta, Hymenoptera, Apidae.